AUGGCGCCGCCCGCCGCCCGCCUCGCCCUGCUGCUCGCCGUCCCGGCGCUCGCGCUGUUGGCUCGGCCCGCGGGCGGCCUCGGCCUCGGACCCGCGCCCGGACCCGCGCCCGAAUGUUUCACAGCCAACGGUGCAGAUUACAGAGGAACGCAGAACUGGACGGCCCUGCAAGGUGGAAAGCCAUGUCUGUUCUGGAACGAGACUUUCCAGCAUCCCUACAACACUCUGAAAUACCCCAAUGGGGAGGGAGGCCUUGGUGAGCAUAACUAUUGCAGAAACCCCGAUGGAGAUGUGAGCCCCUGGUGCUAUGUGGCUGAACAUGAGGAUGGGGUCUAUUGGAAGUACUGUGAGAUCCCUGCAUGCCAGAUGCCUGGAAACCUUGGCUGUUACAAGGAUCAUGGAAACCCACCUCCUCUGACUGGCGCCAGUAAAACGUCUAACAAACUCACCAUACAAACCUGUAUCAGUUUUUGUCGGAGUCAAAGGUUCAAGUUUGCUGGAAUGGAAUCAGGCUAUGCUUGCUUCUGUGGAAACAAUCCUGAUUACCGGAGGUACGGGGAAGCAGCCAGUACUGAAUGCAACAGUGUCUGUUUUGGGGAUCACACCCAGCCCUGUGGCGGUGAUGGCAGAAUCAUCCUCUUUGACACUCUGGUCGGCGCCUGUGGCGGGAAUUACUCGGCCAUGACUUCGGUGGUCUACUCCCCUGACUUCCCUGACACCUACGCCACAGGGCGGGUCUGCUACUGGACCAUCCGGGUGCCAGGGGCCUCGCACAUCCACUUCCGCUUCACCUUGUUUGACAUCAGGGAUUCUGCAGACAUGGUGGAGCUGCUGGACGGCUAUACCCACCGUGUCCUGGUUCGUUUCAGUGGAAGGAACCGGCCACCUCACUCCUUUAACGUCUCUUUAGAUUUUGUCAUUCUGUACUUCUUCUCUGACCGUAUCAAUCAGGCCCAGGGAUUUGCUGUCCUUUACCAAGCUGUCAAAGAAGAACCACCGCAGGAGAAACCCACUGCCAACCAGACUCUGGCUGAAGUGAUCACGGAGCAGGCCAACCACAGCGUCAGUGCCGCCCGCUCCUCCAAAGUGCUCUACGUCAUCACCACAAGCCCCAGUCACCCACCACAGACAGUUCCAGGUUGGACGGUAUAUGGCCUGGCAACGCUCCUCAUCCUCACAGUCACAGCCAUUGUAGCAAAGAUACUUCUUCAUGUCACAUUCAAGUCCCAUCGUGUUCCUGCAUCCGGGGAUCUUAGGGACUGUCAUCAAGCAGGGACUUCAGGGGAAAUCUGGAGCAUUUUUUACAAACCUUCUACUUCCAUUUCCAUCUUUAAGAAGAAGCUCAAGGGCCAGAGUCAACAAGAUGACCGUAACCCUCUUGUGAGCGACUAAACGGCCUCUCCCCGCGCCAGGACACGGGUCCUCUGAGCUCCAGGUCACGGGGCCCUCUGAGCCAGGCUGCCAGGGACACCUCACUCCCCCAGUUCAAGUUCUGACUGACUCUUGUAUCUCCUUGGGCCUCUGCAAGGGUACCCGCCAAUGCACCAGUGGGGGCGCUCUAUUGCAGGACGGGGCCUGGCCUGGCUGCGUCCUGAUUCAUCUGCUGCACUUAAGAGAGAGACUCAAGGU
Molecule: messenger RNA, 1629 nt
Organism: Suncus etruscus (white-toothed pygmy shrew)
Lineage: Eukaryota; Metazoa; Chordata; Mammalia; Eulipotyphla; Soricidae
Gene: KREMEN1
Product: kringle containing transmembrane protein 1
Exons: 9
Coding region: 1-1392 (463 amino acids)
Biological process (GO): multicellular organism development; Wnt signaling pathway
Cellular component (GO): plasma membrane
Source: RefSeq, a predicted model, not a curated record